Cutaneotrichosporon cavernicola is the source of this 531-nucleotide messenger RNA. RefSeq lists its product as uncharacterized. The transcript is spliced from 4 exons. The coding region runs from base 1 to 531 and encodes 176 amino acids. The record is from RefSeq and is a predicted model, not a curated record. NCBI's taxonomy places the organism in Eukaryota, Fungi, Basidiomycota, Tremellomycetes, Trichosporonales, Trichosporonaceae.
AUGUCCACAAUCGGCUUCAUCAUCAACGGGGUGCGGCACGGCUCGAUGAUCGGCCCACACUGGUUCCCGGACGCGGGCAUGACAGUCUGGAUGUUCCUCAGCGAGAUGCGCGACGGCGACGCCUCGCGCAUGGCCGACAACCUGCGGAAUGUACAAUGGAUCCCAGACGAGAACACCCACUUCCUCCGCCGACCACUCGACGUCCUCCGCGACGUGAGGGACGGAAAAUGCGCACUCCUACCCGAACACGCGUGGCGGCAAUGGGACGGUGCCCAGCGCUGGGCGUAUUUCGUUGACUUUGAUUCGAUGGAGUACGAGAUCUGGCGAUACGGCCGCUUCGAACUGAGUUCUGGUCGCGCAAGUUUCCGAGAUCUCAACUGGGACGGAUUCUGUGCUCUCAGGAGCUGGAUUCUCGCCAUGGAGGCUGGUGUUACCAAAGAGACGCAGGCCACGGCCGACGCGGACGAGCUCACGCGCGCGCUGGAGAGCCUCAAGGUCCAGGACGCGCAGGAGCGGGGUGUCAUGGCCUAG